AUGAGUUCCGAAAACCCAAUAUUAGUUCCAAACGAAAAGGAACCAGAAAAAAUCAAUCCUGAACUUUCUCAGAAAGAUUCAUCUUCCUCUGCACCUACUACUGAUACUCCACUGGUUAUCAGAAAAUCAUUUGGUGUUAGAAGAGUUGAACUUUUGUUGAGACAAUAUGAAUCUAUUCCCUUGAAAAUUUUGUUUUUCAUUUCUGUUUUCUUUGUUUGCUAUAGUUAUUCUAUCGAUGGUGUUACACGUAACAAUUUGAUGCUUUAUGCUACUUCAUCCUAUAGAAACCAUUCUGGAUUUACAACUAUUAAUGUUUUAACUUCAGUUAUUGGUGGGAUAUCUCAGCCGGUUUAUGCUCGUUUGAGUGAUCGUUUUGGACGAGUUGAAUUAUUAAUUUUCUCCAUUAUUUUAUAUGUUGUUGGCACACUUAUUCAAUCUAAUGCUUAUGGUUUCAAUAGAUUCGCAGCUGGUAGUGUUAUCUACCAGCUUGGGAUAAAUGGUGUUAGAGAUAUGUUGUGGUUUGUGUUGGCUGAUUCAACGAACUUAAAUUGGAGAUUGGUUAUUAGUUUCAUUCCCGCAACUCCUCAUUUGAUCAAUACUUGGGUUGGUGGUGAUGUUAUGGCUUCUGUUAGAAGUAAAUUCUCCUGGCAAUGGGGAAUUGGUAUGUAUGCAUUCAUUUUCCCUUUGAGUUGUGUACCAUUACUUGGAUGCUUAACUCAUAUGAUUUUCCGUGCUAGAAAACACGAGGAUUGGAAACAAUUAAACCGUGAAAUUUCACAACAAUUCAAAAGAUCAAAUAUCGGUGGAUUGCUUGUUAGUUUAUUUUGGGAAGUUGAUUUAGUUGGUAUGAUUUUAAUCAUGGUUUCAUUGUGUUGUAUUUUGGUCCCAUUUACUAUUGCUGGUGGUGUUAGAACUAUUUGGCAACAAGCUUCUAUUAUAGCUCCUUUGGUCAUUGGUGUUUUAUUAAUUCCAGGGACUAUGAUUUGGGAAGCUAAAUAUGCAAAAUCUCCCAUUUUACCAUUACCAUUAAUGAAAGAUAGAGGAGUAUGGGCAUCUAUUUGCAUUGCCAUGUUGGUUUACUGGAUUAGAGACAUGCCGGGUGAAGCACUUUAUACUGUGUUGAUUGUUGGUUUAAAUCAAUCGACAAAAGCUGCUACAAGAAUUUCCAGAUUAUUUGUCUUUGUUGGUACUUUAACUGGUAUUGGUGUUGGAUUAGUCGUUACCAAAGUCAGAAAAUUAAAAGCAUUUAUUGUCUUUGGUAGUUUCAUUUGGUUUGGAGCUAUGGGUAUUCUUGUCCAUUAUCGUGGAUCAAGUAAUGGAUUUAAUUAUAAACUGGCAGUUGAUGGGAUUAUCGGUGGUCUUUGCCUUUUAGGUUUCGGUUCAGGAUUUAUUAAUUUCUCAACCCGUGUUGCUAUUUCCACUGUUACCAACCACGAAUAUAUGGCUGUCAUGAUUUCUUUCUAUUUAGCUAGUUAUUCAAUUGGAUCUGGGAUUGGGUCAGCAGUAGUAGGUGCUAUUUGGACUCAAAGAAUGUAUUCUGUUGUCUUGGAUAAGAUGAAUGAUUUGAAUAUAGUUGAUGCUCCAGAGAAAGCACAAUAUGUUUAUGAAAGUCCAUUUGAAUUUAUCGAAGAGCCAGAAAAUGCUUGGGGAGAACCAGCUAGAGUCGCUGUUGUUUUAGCUUAUAGUCAAAUUCAAAGAAUUCUUUGUAUCGUUGGUUUGUGUCUUGUUGUUCCAAUGUUAUUCUGUGCUUUGUGUUUGAGAGAUCAUAAAUUAGAAUCUAUUCAAUCUUUGGAAGGUGGUGAAGCUCAUGAUAUUGAAGGGAAAAAAGUGGAUGUUAUUGUUAACAAAUAUGAUGAUGAUAUUAUUUUGAAUUAUCUCAAGAAACUUUUCGGGAUUAAGAAGAAGGAAGAAAAGAAGGAACAUGCAGAUGAGGGUCAAACACAAUCCUACUAA
Molecule: messenger RNA, 1953 nt
Organism: Candida tropicalis MYA-3404
Lineage: Eukaryota; Fungi; Ascomycota; Pichiomycetes; Serinales; Debaryomycetaceae
Exons: 1
Coding region: 1-1953 (650 amino acids)
Biological process (GO): transmembrane transport; intracellular iron ion homeostasis
Cellular component (GO): endosome; vacuolar membrane
Molecular function (GO): siderophore-iron transmembrane transporter activity
Source: RefSeq, a predicted model, not a curated record